Molecule: messenger RNA, 417 nt
Organism: Schistocerca cancellata (South American locust)
Lineage: Eukaryota; Metazoa; Arthropoda; Insecta; Orthoptera; Acrididae
Exons: 2
Coding region: 1-417 (138 amino acids)
Cellular component (GO): cytoplasm; nucleus
Molecular function (GO): protein serine/threonine phosphatase activity
Source: RefSeq, a predicted model, not a curated record
AUGCAGAUUAGUCAGUUAGCUUUCAUUUUAUUGUUUACAGGAGACCUUCAUGGAAAUUUCCCUGAUCUUAUCAAUUUUGAGAAGACAUUAUGGGGUCUUGGUCCAACACUUACACCAAGUUGUUUCUUAUUUCUUGGAGACUAUGUUGACAGAGGGGCUUACAGUGUUGAGGUUAUAGCUUAUCUUUUUGCUUAUAAAGUUCAGAAUCCAAAGCGGAUAUGGCUUCUCAGAGGAAAUCAUGAGAUCAGAGAAGUACAAUUGAGGUACACAUUCCUCAAAGAAGCAACAACAAAAUUUGGAGAAACUUUAGGAAAACAAGUGUGGCAAUCAGUAAACUUGGCAUUUGAUGCUUUACCAUUAGCUGCUGUUAUUGAUGACAGGGUAAGUUGUUAUAUUGGUACACUCAAUGGCAUUUAA